AUGGAAGAUGUGAAGCUUUUCAGAACAUGGUCAAGUCCGUAUGCACUCAUGAUUGUUUGGGCAUUAAAACUUAAAGGGGUAGAGUAUGAGACUAUCUAUGAAGAUCUUGCAAACAAGAGUUCUUUACUACUUGAAUACAACCCUGUUCACAAGAAAGUGCCGGUGCUGUUGCACAAUGGAAGACCCAUAUGUGAAUCACUAGUUAUUCUUGAGUACAUAGAUGAGACAUGGAACACAGGUACUCGUUUUUUACCUGAAGGUCCACUUGCCAGAGCCACCACACGUUUCUGGUCAAAGUUCAACGCUGAGCAGGUAGCACCAUCGGUAUUUCGUGCUUAUGUCAGUGAAGGGGUAGAACAAGAAGAAGCGAAGGGUCCUGCCUUACAGAACCUAGACAUUGUUGAAAAACAACUAAUUGGAAAGAAAUUCUUCGGUGGAGAAACAUUUGGAUUCUUAGAUCUUGUGUUUGGAUGGAUUGCCCAUUAUCUAGAAGUAUUUGAAAAGGCCGGUGGCAUAGAACUCCUAGAUAAACAGAGGUUUCCACUUAUAUCAGCAUGGAAGGAUAACUUUUCUGAUAUCCUGGUUAUUAAAGAAAACUGGCCAGAUCGAGAGAAACUGAUUACCAAGUUCCAACUUAUGCGUGAAUAUUUCAUUUCUACUGCUGCUGCUAAAUGA
Erigeron canadensis is the source of this 675-nucleotide messenger RNA. Its product is annotated as probable glutathione S-transferase. Gene Ontology annotation, molecular function: glutathione transferase activity. The record is from RefSeq and is a predicted model, not a curated record. The coding region runs from base 1 to 675 and encodes 224 amino acids. Gene Ontology annotation, biological process: glutathione metabolic process. The transcript is spliced from 2 exons. Lineage: Eukaryota; Viridiplantae; Streptophyta; Magnoliopsida; Asterales; Asteraceae. Gene Ontology annotation, cellular component: cytoplasm.